CUAUCGUUUCGCCGAUUGCUGUCAACGAUAAUCUGUCACGACAAGCCUGAGGCUCGUGCGGGUGAUGAGCUCGGACGCGCUCGUAGACUCAACUCCUAAGAGGCACACAGCGUACCUUGUGUUGAGUGCUGUUGGUAUAGGAUGGUAUCUAGUUUUAUGGUCGCUGGGAUUGCUAGGUUGUAGGACCGCGAGGCGACGAUAUAGGCUUCGCCCUCGUUCGCCGCUCGCGUCAGCACCCGCCGCAUCCGUACCUGGUGUGUCCAUUUUGCGACCCCUGAAGGGUCUCGAUACGAACCUGUACGAGAACUUGGAAUCCACUUUCACUCAAGAAUAUCCCAACUACGAAAUCAUUCUGUCCGUAGCAGAUGAACAUGACCAAGCGCUGCCUGUGGUGAGGGACCUGUUGGCCAAGUAUCCGAACAGGAAUGCCAGGGUGAUCGUAGGUGAAGAAGUUGUUGGCGUCAACCCGAAAGUCAACAAUCUCAUACGACCAUACCGUCAAGCAGCUAAUGAUAUACUUUGGGUACUGGACUCAAACAUAAUGGUAGCUCCGGGCACACUGGCCCGAUCCGUGGACGCCCUCAUUGGACCCCCCUCUUCCUCCUCCAUAUCGCCCCCAAGUCGACGAAUCGGUCUUGUACAUCACGUACCGUUCGCCUUCGCUACCGAGCCGGCCCUUGGUGCGAGACUGGAGGAGGCCUUCCUAAACACGAAUCACGCGAAGAUGUACUUGGCGAUUAACACGGUUGCAGUCGACUCUUGCGUCGUCGGAAAGUCAAACUUGUACCGCCGAUCUGAUGUCGAGCGUGUCAACGGAUCCCUGAAGCCAAUCUCUCCCUCUCUAUCCGCCGACGGAGAUGCUGACCCUUCGGAGGAUCGUGGACUUGCAGCGUUCGGUCGUUUCCUGGCCGAGGAUAAUAUGAUAGCCAGCGCUCUAUGGCACGAAUUAGAUGUCAGACACGACUUGUCUUGUGACGUCGCUCGUAACGCCAUCGGGAGAAUGUCCCUUUCUGAUUACGUUUGGCGGCGAGUGCGUUGGAUCCGAGUCCGCAAGCAUAUGGUCUUAGCUGCGACCCUUAUUGAACCUUUUACGGAGUCGGUCGUCGUCGGUCUACUCACCUCUACCAGCCUUCACUACCUUUUCCACGUCCCAAGGUGGCUAUUUCUCGGCUGUCAUUUCGCUACAUGGUUGGCCGUGGAUCUGGACGUGUAUGCAUCCCUAGCGGGCCAUCCAGUCCCGGAUUCGUCAAGAUGGACAUUCGUGGGUGCCUGGCUGAUGCGGGAGGUAUUAGCGCUACCUAUAUGGACGCUGGGUAUGCUAGGAAAUGAAGUUGAUUGGAGAGGGCGAAGAUAUCGUGUGUUGCAGAACGGGGCAGUGGAACACGCCCAAGGUAGUGAAGGGCGUUUUAGUUGGAUUCCUUGGUUUGGUAAAAGCAAUGAAGCUCGAGGCUAUCAUCCACUGAGCGCCGUGGACGCACAAUAAUUGUAAAUACAUGUACUAAUACAUGGGUCGGAUG
Molecule: messenger RNA, 1517 nt
Organism: Gloeophyllum trabeum ATCC 11539
Lineage: Eukaryota; Fungi; Basidiomycota; Agaricomycetes; Gloeophyllales; Gloeophyllaceae
Exons: 3
Coding region: 65-1483 (472 amino acids)
Biological process (GO): glucosylceramide biosynthetic process
Cellular component (GO): membrane
Molecular function (GO): ceramide glucosyltransferase activity
Source: RefSeq, a predicted model, not a curated record